ACCUGAUACAAGGUAAAUGCAUUGGACAAAUAAAGCAAAAAACAAAGCUAUUCAGAAAGUGUAUUGCACAAACAGAGAAACUACUAAGAAAGGUUAAACUUUUUACUUUUAUAAUAAAUAUGAAAUUUGCUAAUUAUUUUUCCUGGUUAUUGUUCUUUUUAUUUUCUCCUUCAAAAUCAGCAAUAUGCAAUUGUGCAUUUCAUCCGGGAAACAUCAUCACAUGUUCAUCUCAUAAUUGAGAAGUCACAUAAUUUGGAUUACUCUAUCACAUUCAAAAAGUACACAUACAAAACAUGAAAAGUCAACUAUACAUUUCACGAUUAAAUGAAGAACACAAAAAUUCCAACCAAAGCUUGCAAUAGCUACCAUCAUGGGCUAGAACAAAAAUAAUGCCCAUUCAUGGAUAAGUAAGGCAAAACAGACUAGAUUCACAUUCCCUUCCCUCAAAAACAAUACAAAGUAAAAUUGAAAAAGAGAACAAGAGAGAAAAUGGUAAAAGAAAAAAAGCAUUUUGACAGUUACUUUUUUGUCAAGAUAAGCAACUCAGAAGGGAAGCUAUGAGGAAACUAUAGAAGAAUAGGACACAUUACUUCAAGUUCUCUAAUCAUUCCAUUUUGUCAAGAUGCUUAUUUAUAUUUUAAUUAUGACAAAAUACAUCUUAUAGUCUUUUAAGUUACACGAAAAUAUCAAAUUGGUCAUUUAACUUUUUUUGUAUCAAUUUAUGUUUGUAAAAGUUACACUGUUGAACUAUUUUUAGUCCCAACCUCAUUUCAAUCAUUUUUAGUUAAAUAUUUUUAAAUUGUAUUAUGAGUUUUGUAUCAAUCAUAAGAGGAAUAAUAUAUUAAAUUUUAUGUGAUUGCAUGAUGUAGAUUAAGAGAUUUUAGUGUUUAAUUUCAAAAAACACUAAAAUGUAUCUCACUCAAAUUCUAUUUUGUUUAAUUAUUUUUCUAAAAGUUGAUUGAAGGUCUAUGUUCUUAUGAUUAUUGCAAUCAAAAGCCUUUAAAAAUUAUAUGAGUUUAUCGAAAAAAUUAAGAGAAUUUUGAAUUUCAAUUUUGCUGAUGUAAAAUUAAGAUUAUCGGCGUAAACAUUUACAAACAUAAAAGGCAAACUUAACACUAAUGAAAAUAAAAGACUACGUUGUUACAACAAAAAAGGACUAAAUUGUUAAAAAUAAAAAAUAAAGGACUAAUUUUUAGUUUUCUUAUAACUUUAAAGACCACGGGAGAUAGAAAUAGUGACGGGUUACGGCCAUUGGAACUAGGAAGUAUAACAAUGUAAUGCGAAAGAAGUUGCCAACUGGGAGCAUUAUUUAAAGGACUUAAAUCAAAAUGAGUCAAAUCAAUAUUUGAAUUGGUCCUUAAUGAUAGCUGCCUCUUUACGACUUACUCUCACUACACUAUAAGUAUUAAGUCUCACAAGCAGCUUUUCACAUAAUCACAAACUCCAAAACCUCUCUUCUACCCUUCCACGGGAGAUAGAAAUAGUGACGGGUUACGGCCAUUGGAACUAGGAAGUAUAACAAUGUAAUGCGAAAGAAGUUGCCAACUGGGAGCAUUAUUUAAAGGACUUAAAUCAAAAUGAGUCAAAUCAAUAUUUGAAUUGGUCCUUAAUGAUAGCUGCCUCUUUACGACUUACUCUCACUACACUAUAAGUAUUAAGUCUCACAAGCAGCUUUUCACAUAAUCACAAACUCCAAAACCUCUCUUCUACCCUUCCAGCUUUUCCACCAUAUCAAAGAAUAUUAGUGAGGAUACAAUAACAGAAGCAUUGGAGGUGACAACUUUUUCUUUCUACCCAUGACAGAUAGAACCAGUUGCCCCAGAAGGGAUUAUAUCUGGCCACCAAUGGCAACGGCAUUGGCCAUUGUGUUAAUUUCCACAACUGUGGUUUCUGUUGCUGCUGAUAGUUACAUUUACUCUUCUCCACCACCACCUCCUUACGUGUACAAGUCACCACCUCCUCCAUCACCAUCAACUCCAACACAUUACAUUUACAAGUCUCCACCACCUCCACCCUAUGAGCACAAGUCUCCAUCUUAUGAGUACAAGUCUCCCCCACCUCCUUCACCAUCACCCCCACCACCAUAUGUGUACAACUCACCACCUCCUCCAUCACCAUCACCUCCACCUCCAUACAUAUACAAGUCACCAGCUCCUCCACCUUAUGAAUACAAGUCUCCAUACUAUUACACGAGUCCUCCACCAGCCUCUCCCUCACCUCCACCUCCAGACUAUUACAAAUCACCCCCACCACCUUCACCAUCUUCUCCACCACCAUACUAUUACAAAUCUCCUCCUCCUCCAUCUCCUAUUCCCCAUACACCUUACUACAAUAAGUCUCCACCACCAUACUAUUAUAACUCUCCACCUCCACAUAUUGUGUAUCCUCAACCACACCCCUACCACCACUCAUUGAUUGUAAAGGUAGUGGGUAAAGUCUACAGCUUUAGGUGUUAUGAUUGGGAGUAUCCUGAAAAGUCUCAUGACAAGAAACACCUUAAAGGAGCUAUUGUGGAGGUGAAAUGCAAAGCUGGGAGAAAAAUAAUCAAAGCUUAAGGUAAAACUAAGAUCAAUGGAAAAUACAGCAUCACGGUUAAGGACUUCGACUACGUCAAAUAUGGUCCUACAGUAUGCAAAGCCACACUUUAUGCUCCACCUAAAGGCUCUCCUUUUAACAUACCUACAAAGCUAAAUGCGGGAACCAACUUGGAGUUGAAAUCCAAAGACAAGUAUGAGGUUGUACUUAAGGCUAAGCCAUUUGCUUAUGCUUCAAAGAAAUAUUUUAAAGAAUGUGAGAAACCCAAUCCUUCACCAACUCCUUACGACUACAAGUCACCUCCUCCUCCAGUACCGGUUUACAAGUACAACUCACCACCUCCACCGGUCCAUUAUUAUUCUCCUCCAUAUUACUACAAGUCACCUCCGCCUCCAUUGAAAUCACUUCCACCUUAUUAUUACAAGUCCCCACCUCCACCAUCACACCCUCCAUACUGCUACAAGUCACCACCCCCACCAUCACCAUCACCAUCACCUCCUCCACCAUACUAUUACAAAUCCCCACCUCCACUAUCACCAUCUUCACCACCACCUUACUAUUAUAAGUCACCUCCUCCACCCAAAGUGAUUUCAAACCCUCCAUACUACUAUAAGUCACCACCCCCACCAUCACCAUCACCUCCUCCACCAUACUAUUACAAGUCCCCACCUCCACCGUCACCAUCUCCACCACCAUUUUACUAUUAUAAGUCACCCCCUCCACCCAAAGAGAUCUCAAACCCUCCAUACUACUAUAAGUCACCACCCCUACCAUCACCAUCACCUUCUCCACCAUACUAUUAUAAGUCCCCACCUCCACCGUCACCAUCUCCACCACCACCUUACUAUUAUAAGUCACCUCCUCCUCCCAAAGAGAUUUCAAACCCUCCAUACUACUAUAAGUCACCACCCCCACCAUCACCAUCACCACCACCUCUCUACUAUUACAAAUCACCUCCACCUCCACCACCAUCUCCUUCCCCUCCACCUCCAUAUUACUAUAAAAGUCCCCCUCCACCAUAUCCCUCUCCUCCUCCUCCCUAUUACUACAAAUCACCACCAUCACCAUCUUCACCCCCUCCCUACUAUUACAAAUCACCUCCACCACCAUCACCACCACCUCCUUACUAUUACAAAUCUCCCCCACCUCCAUCUCGAUCAGCGCCACCUCCUUAUCACUAUCAAAGUCCUCCUCCGCCAUCUCCCAUUUCUCAUCCUCCCUACUACUACAAAUCCCCUCCACCAACAUCGCCAUCUCCUCCACCUCCUUACCAUUAUGUGAGUCCUCCUCCACCGGUAAAGUCGCCUCCACCACCAGCUUACAUUUAUACCUCUCCACCACCUCCUAUCUACGACUAAGCUCGGAACGCCGAAGCACCAUUCGUGAUGAAUCAUGUUCUAGUUUUGGUCAAGUAAUAAAGGCAAGCUCUACUUUGAGAAAAGUGAAGCGUCUAUCUUCUUGUCCGAAUUCUUUAAAUCUACUUCCGAAUAUAUCAUCUAUGAGCUACGAUAUUAGUGACCGAUAUGAGAUUUCGUUCAACUCUUUGAUGGCCAUCUUGCACUUCCUAAUCUUACAGUGUUCAAAUGACAUACAAAUCAAACAGUGGAAGCAAGAUUAAUUUAUUUGUGAUAUCUUUGAUUUAUGUGCAUAUAUUAAUAUGGCUGUGUAUGAUAGCUUUUAUUUUUGUCGAGGAUUUUUUGUAUUGUACUCUGUUGUUGUGUUUCCAAAAGAAAUGUUAGUAAUGAAUAAUCAAAUUCAAUUUAUAUC
This is a messenger RNA of Cicer arietinum (chickpea), 4302 nucleotides long. The record is from RefSeq and is a predicted model, not a curated record. NCBI's taxonomy places the organism in Eukaryota, Viridiplantae, Streptophyta, Magnoliopsida, Fabales, Fabaceae.